ACGAUAGCUUCGAUGCUAAUUAUGUCUGCUUUUAUAAUGAAAGCUUCGCUACGUUAAUACUCAUUUUGUGUUGAGAGCUUGGUGGGUUAAGACCAAUCUACUUCUAGUCAUAUCGAUUGGGUUAUAUUAUCAGAGAUUUGUAGUAGAAAUAUAAAACACAUUGGAAAAUAAUUCAUUGAUAGCUAUGUUGCAAAGAAAUGGAUCACGAUAGUAAUACAACAAUGGAAAUAAUACAAUACUAUCCCGGUGGUGAACAUGGAAUUGUACAAUUAUUAAAUAAAAAUUCGACGAAAGUUUACAAACGGCUUUCUGAUGAAAAUGAACAGAAUCAAAGAAAUUGGGAAUUUUGGUUGACAGCAGUGCCACUUGUGGCUCUAGUUAUAACAACGAUUAUUGCAAAUGGUGGUAUAUUAGUGAUAUUUUUACGAAAUCGUUGUAUUCGAAGAUGCAGAAACAUUUAUAUUUUAAGUCUCGCAUGUGCUGAUCUUCUACUUGGACUAACGAUGCCGUUUUCUAUAUUACAAACAUUAAAUAGAGAAUGGACACUAUCACAAGGCCUAUGUUGGACUUACUUAAUGAUAAGGUAUGCACUGUACUUUGUAGUUUUAUUAAGUAUGAUUUUAUUAACAGUUGAUAGAUGGUGGUCAAUCCAUUUCCCCAUCUCGUAUCGUGUGAAACAGAGCAGGAAAAUAGCCUGUAUUCUAGUAGCUUGUUGUUGGAUGUCCAGUCUCGUUCUACACAUUCCAUUAGCUAUAUGUUGGCAGAGUUUAUACGGUGACAUUACUCCAGAGAAACUUUGUCAUAUUCCAACUCAACAUAGUCUUGUGAUCAACGUUAGUGCCUCAGUACUAGAAUAUGUCCUUCCAAUGGUUGUGCUAAUAUCACUCAACAUUGGGAUUUAUUUAAAACUUUUGAGACGUCGAAACAACACGAAGAUUAGACGUUCUUUGAGUACAACUGAAACUUAUAUGUUUGAAACGAGACGAAAAAGUUCAAAUGACUCAAAUCAAAGUACAAGUAAUCCAAAUUCUGAAGAUGACGUUUCUCCUUUACCGCCACGACGUGAGUUUAGAAAUGUCCGUAGACAAACAAUUGUGUAUCAAGGAAAUAGAAGAGGUACUCUUACCGGUAAAAAGAUGAUGCGUCAAGGUAUGCUCCUUGGAGCGAAAGGGAGAAGCGCUUCAAUGGACACCGCGACUCUUAUAACUGGAUUCAAACUACGACAAAUGCAAGGAUUUAAAAAUUCUUUUCCAACAAGAAAACAAAGUGAUGAAGUUGUAAAAGGAUAUUUAUUACGUCAAGAUAAGAAAGCAGUUUUAUGUGUAGGUCUGUUGACAUUUAUUGCAUUUAUCUGCUGGACUCCAUACUUUAUUACAAUUAUUAUAGAUACAUUUACCAGUAUAGAACUGUCACAAACUGUUAAACAAAUCGUGUAUUGGAUUUUAGCAAUGAAUUCUGCUAUAAACCCAUUCUUAUACGGAUUUUGUAAUCAAGACUUUAGAAAAGUAUUAAAAACAUGGACAACGUGUUCAAAAUACGAACAAUAUAAAAUUCAAGAAGCUUUAAUUUAUUGUAAACUUUUGCAUAAUUGUGAGAUAGAAGUACAGAAAGACUUUCCAAGUCAGUGAUCGAUUAAUGGCCACAUUCCAGGCAAAAAAGCAAAGAGGUUAUAUUUUGUAUUCCUUUCAUCAUGUUUCUAUUUUUGUUUCAUCAGUCAUUUCAACUGAGUUAUGAAUAAUUAACUGUCUUCAUGAGUGUCAUUGAAAAUGAUUUCCUCAAACUUUGUGUGUAUUAGUGUUUUCUUAUUUUACAUUAUGUUUUCUUUCCAAUUGUGUCAAAGAUAUAAUUAUUUUGUAACAAAUAUUUUUUUGUUUCAUGUUCAAUGCCAAAUUAUUUCCCACUUCUAAUAUAUUUCGUUUAGGUCAAGUGAGUGUUAAGUGUGUAAUAAUUAUUUCAUUUAAGUGCCAAUUAUUUUGUUUAAAAUGUUUUAAUUAGUUGAUUUAUGUGCCUAAUUAAAGCGAAUAUCUUACUUAUAUUCCACAGAGUAUUGAUUACUGUUCUACGACUGAUAUUGAUAGCACU
Messenger RNA from Mytilus trossulus (common blue mussel), 2082 nucleotides. RefSeq names its product muscarinic acetylcholine receptor M3-like. Gene Ontology annotation, cellular component: dendrite; plasma membrane. Gene Ontology annotation, biological process: G protein-coupled receptor signaling pathway, coupled to cyclic nucleotide second messenger; chemical synaptic transmission. Bases 198 to 1628 code for a protein of 476 amino acids. Gene Ontology annotation, molecular function: neurotransmitter receptor activity; G protein-coupled serotonin receptor activity. The record is from RefSeq and is a predicted model, not a curated record. Lineage: Eukaryota; Metazoa; Mollusca; Bivalvia; Mytilida; Mytilidae. The transcript has a single exon.